This is a messenger RNA of Blepharisma stoltei, 798 nucleotides long. The record is from the annotation of a GenBank genome assembly. Lineage: Eukaryota; Ciliophora; Heterotrichea; Heterotrichida; Blepharismidae.
AUGACUUGGGCGCUAAAGUUGCCAAAGCCAACAUAUGCACUGAUAAAAGUUCUUGAUAUUUAUAUUUCAAUUGUCAAGUUGUUGAAUAGACUUGGAACGGAUAUUGCUAUAGUAAAUUUCACUAGUAUCCAUGAUGCGACCCGAAGUGAACUGAAUGCAGUCCUGCUAUUAAUGGAAUUAAUUUUCGCAAUGGCGAAUAAAUUCAUUAUGAUUGGAGGAUUAUCUAAGUGCAUAGAAUUGAUAGGAGGUAUAUAUUCUUAAUUAGACUUAUUAAAAAGUCAACCUAUUUCUGAAGGACUAUCUCCUUUCUAACGCUUCUUCACUUACUGAUCAGUUUGUGUUUCAUGACAUCGAGAAGGCAACUCCUUGCGGACACUCACUACCUGUAAGCUGAAGAAUUGUAUCACCUUUCCGUCCGUUGUCAUGGAGCAUUCCCUAUUGCUGAGAUACUAACUUCUGGAGAGGCUGGAGACCCUUUUCCAACUCUCGGCUUCAUGCCCCAUGAGUAAAAACCUGUCAUCAGAAGAGCUUGGGCCAAUCAGCUCAGCGUUACUAUUCUACUUGAUUUUAGGAAAAUCUUGCCGAUACAUAUUCUCGAGCGUCAUCCUCACUUCAAGAUCACCGCACACCCUGCAAGAUUCUACUAAAGGAUUUAAGAGGGUGCAUUGUUUCAUCAGGCCAAUAUAAUGUAUUGAAAUUGCCGAGAGGAUGGCGCAAGAUAGCGCCAUCCUAGGGCAAUUACUAUAUAUGAUAGGAGAUUUAUCCAAUAAGCCUUUUAAUUUUAAAGAUAUAAACUAA